Molecule: messenger RNA, 1424 nt
Organism: Dufourea novaeangliae
Lineage: Eukaryota; Metazoa; Arthropoda; Insecta; Hymenoptera; Halictidae
Product: tRNA modification GTPase GTPBP3, mitochondrial
Exons: 4
Coding region: 1-1380 (459 amino acids)
Biological process (GO): tRNA methylation; tRNA wobble uridine modification
Cellular component (GO): mitochondrion; cytoplasm
Molecular function (GO): protein binding; GTP binding; GTPase activity
Source: RefSeq, a predicted model, not a curated record
AUGAUUGACUUUAAUCCCUUUCAUCCGCUAGGAUAUGGUAAAUGUGGAGUAGCAGUAAUUCGGAUAUCUGGUCCAGAGGCACUAAUUGCUCUACAAAGAAUGACUAAAAUAUCCACUUUGAAACCUAGAAAAGCUAUUCUGCAAAAGAUUCAUGAUCCAAAAACAAAAGAAUUUUUAGACAAGGGUCUAUGUCUUUGGUUUCCAGAACCUAAUUCAUUCACUGGAGAAGACUCUGUAGAAUUUCAUGUUCAUGGAGGUCCUGCAGUAAUAACAUCAAUCCUCGAUGCACUUUCGAAAUUGCAUUUUCAACCUGCACUUCCUGGAGAAUUUACAAAAAGAGCUUUCUUGAAUGGUAAAGUUGAUUUGACCGAAGCAGAAGGUAUAGGAGAUCUAAUUGAUGCAGAAACUGAAAAACAACGCAAACAGGCUUUUAACCAAGCUGGUGGUUCUCUACGCCGUCUGUAUGACUCUUGGCGUACGAUCCUUUUAAAUUCUCUUGCAAGCUUAGAAGCUUACAUUGACUUCUCCGAAGAGCAUGGUUUAGGGUCCCAUGUUUUAGAAGAUACAAAGAUCACACUGCAUAAAUUAUGUGGAAAACUUGAACAGCAUUUAGCCGAUGGAAGGAAAGGAGAAAUUUUACGAACCGGUGUACGCGUUGCCAUUCUUGGAGAACCGAAUGUAGGAAAAAGCAGUCUUUUGAACCUUCUUUCUAGAAGAAAUGCAGCCAUUGUCACCUCCACUCCAGGAACAACAAGAGAUGUUAUUGAACUAACAACAAACAUCUGUGGUUACCCAAUGAUUCUUGCAGAUACCGCCGGCAUUAGAAAAGACCCAGAAAAUGAAAUAGAAGUAGAAGGCAUCAGAAGAGCAAAAGAAUGUACAAAAAGAGCAGACAUUGUUAUAUGUAUAAUAAGCGCAGAAAAGAAGUUUGCAUGUUCUUUUCAAGAGUUUAUGGAAAAUUAUAAAAAUUGUUUAGAAAUACAAUUAGACAAUGUUCUGAUAGUACUUAAUAAAAUAGAUUUACUUGAAGAGAUAGAAAGACAAAGAUGGAAAGUGUUUAAUGUUGUUGCUAUUUCAUGUAAGACAGAGGAAGGUUUGCAACAACUUAUAAAUGCAUUGACAGAAUAUUUUCAGAAAAUAUGUGGUGAUCCAGCUGAAGAGAGUCCUGUGAUUAGUCGUGCAAGAUAUAGAAAUCAUUUAACACAUGUUGUAGAAUACAUUAAAGCAUAUUUAAGGAAGACAGAAAUCCAGAAUUAUGAUAUGGCUAUAUCCUUACAGGAUAUUCGAUGUGCAGCAAGGGAACUUGGGAAAAUAACAGGUUCCAUAAACAAUGAGGAAGUACUCGAUAUUAUUUUUAAGAAUUUUUGCAUUGGUAAAUAAGAAUUAUUUUAAAAAAUGAUCUAAUUGAUUGUAACAUCAAUAGA